Oikopleura dioica is the source of this 1431-nucleotide messenger RNA. The record is from the annotation of a GenBank genome assembly. NCBI's taxonomy places the organism in Eukaryota, Metazoa, Chordata, Appendicularia, Copelata, Oikopleuridae.
AUGAAUCUCUUUUUAUUGUUUUCGCUUGUCAAUUGUGAGAGAGGCUGGAAUCAUCGAAUCAUUACAGAUAAUGCUGGAACAAUAUCGACUCCCAAUUUUGACUACGGACGGCAUAACUACCCAGCUUAUUCGAGAGAAAGCUGGUUGAUCAAAUCUGGAUCUCCAAGACAUCAUGUUCUUCUCCAAUUUACCAGCUAUUUUGCCAUCGAGGAAGACAGCAGUAACUGUAUCUCCGACUCUCUGAAGAUUUACGAUGGAACUAAUUCUUCUUCGCCACUGCUGGGAGUUUACUGCGGAGUUCAACGACCGCCCUCAACAAUUUCGUCGGGGUCGAAUCUUUUCGUUGUUUUUUCGAGUGAUUCGAGCGCCGAGGAGAUCGGAUUUCAAGCUCAUUUCAAGGGAAUAACAAUGGAGCAAUCAAAUAUCAACCCAAUGGUUAAAUGUGGUGAAUACAUAACUGCAGAUGAAGGAGUCUUUUACAGUCCCGGAUAUCCAAAUUUCUACGAUGUGAAUCUUAUCUGCAUGUGGAGACUGACUGUGAAUGUCGGAAAAGCAAUUCAGCUUACUCUUCGAUAUUUGGAUAUCGAAAACAGUAAGUACUGCUCCCGCGACUCUCUAACAAUCGCUACCGUACAAAAUGAAACCGUCGAAAACGGUCUCGAAACCAAACAUCUGAGACACCUCUGCGGAAAAGACAAUAAUCACGUGCAAAUCGACACUGAUAGUAACGACGUACUCAUCAUUUUUACAAGCGAUCAUGUCUCGUCUAAAUCCGGCUUUGAAAUUUACCACACUACGGGUUACGCGCAGACUGCUUGCCCAAGCUUGACAAAAUUGAACGAAACAGAGGGAACGAUAGUUACUGCCGUCGUUGACGAUGAAUAUGACAAAAUGCUACAUUGCUCGUAUCUUAUCGAGGCCGAUCCAUUCAACGUGGUUGAAAUUUAUGUCGACGGGCUAAUCUCGUCUCCCGAUUGCUUGCAAGACAAUUUGAGUGUCUUCGAUGGCGACACCGAUCAUCAUCGAAAUAUCGCUACAGUUUGUGGGUCAAGGACUUCGAAGGUCUUCACGACAACGCAGGAUAAAGCCCUAGUCGUUUGGCACCUUGACCUUCCCGACUCGACGAAAAAGGCUCAGUUCACAUUUCGUCAAAAACCAAAUCCAUUCAAAAGCGACUUAGUUGAGAUUCCAAAGCCAACGUUAUCGACAACGACUCCAAAACAAACAUUUCCCGACAAAUCGCACGUUACUUGUACCGAGUGCAUGCACAACGUUACUCGGGUGGACUCCAACAUUUGCCAUAAAAACUACAUUUUCGAAGGGCAGGUUAAAAUGCCCAUCAGAAAAUCUGGCGAUCUAUGGUACACCCGGGUAAAGGUCCUUGACAAUUUCAAAACUGGAGAAAUAUCAAUUGAAAAGCGAGAUAUUUAA